GGGAAGCAUGCGCAGCACGUGGCCACACAUUGAGCAGCGUGAUGGAGUCACUGUGAUAUUUUGUACAUAGUUAUCCCAAGUUCCGGCCUUUUUCUCUCUCCGUUAUGUCAUUGUUCAACGCCUCCACGAAGUUCAGUGAUAACUACGAGUUAAAGGAGGAGCUGGGCAAGGGUGCUUUUUCAGUUGUCAAGCGAUGUGUUCAACGGGCAACUGGGUUAGAGUUUGCUGCGAAAAUCAUUAACACGAAGAAACUCUCUGCCCGGGAUUUCCAGAAAUUGGAGAGAGAAGCCAGGAUAUGUAGGAAGCUCCAGCACCCAAAUAUAGUUCGGCUGCACGACAGCAUUCAAGAGGAGAACUUUCACUACCUUGUCUUCGACUUGGUGACGGGAGGAGAAUUGUUCGAGGACAUCGUGGCGAGGGAAUUCUACAGCGAAGCCGAUGCCUCGCAUUGCAUUCAGCAGAUCCUGGAAGGAGUCCAUCAUUGUCACACGAAUGGAGUCGUCCACCGAGAUCUCAAGCCGGAAAACUUGUUGCUUGCAAGCAAGGCAAAGGGAGCUGCUGUGAAACUAGCAGAUUUUGGCUUGGCCAUCGAAGUUCAGGGAGACCAGACUGCAUGGUUUGGUUUUGCUGGGACACCAGGGUACCUCUCCCCAGAAGUGCUCAAGAAGGAGGCAUAUGGAAAGCCUGUAGAUAUUUGGGCAUGUGGUGUGAUAUUAUACAUCCUCUUGGUUGGUUACCCUCCAUUCUGGGAUGAAGACCAACACAGACUAUAUGCUCAAAUCAAGGCUGGAGCCUAUGAUUACCCUAGCCCUGAAUGGGAUACAGUGACACCCGAGGCAAAGAAUUUGAUCAAUCAGAUGCUCACUGUGAACCCUGCCAAGCGUAUCAAUGCUUCCGAAGCCCUCAAGCAUCCCUGGAUAUGCCAACGGGAACGGGUAGCAUCCAUGGUGCAUAGGCAGGAGACAGUGGACUGCUUGAAAAAGUUCAAUGCCAGACGGAAGCUCAAAGGAGCAAUCCUGACAACGAUGCUGGCAACUCGUAAUUUCUCAGGUAAGGCCCAAAGCACAUAUUCAGUUUAUCAAGAUAUGGUGCAUGUCAAUGCACAGAGUUUUGGCACUGUAGGACGGAGCAUGGUGGCCAAGAAGGGAGAGGAGUCCCAGGUGAAGGGAAGCACUGACUCCAGUACGACCAUAGAAGAUGAUGACAUCAAAGGUUCAUUCUUUCUCUCUGUCAUUGUCCUAUUCCCCCAUGCCUUUCUCCUUUUCUUCAUUGCUCCUGUUACUCUCUCCAAUGACAAUUUUCCUGAGAGGGAUGGUAAGCAUUCCAGUGGAUGUAAUUUACUCAGAGAAGACAUUGUGGGGGAAGGGAGUGUGGGGGGUGGGGCAGGGGAGGAACUAGGAGAAGGCAUCUAUGUGAGAGGGAUGAUGAGAGAGGGAAAGUAUGUGGAAGGAAGAAAAGGCAUCUAUGGGAAGUUGAAUGAAAGGGAGGAGAUGUCUUUGUGGGAAAGAGAAGAGAGGAGGACAACGAAACAAAAUGCUGUUACCACAUCUCUCAGUUCCUCUUCCCUGGUUCGAAGUGUGCCUUCUUUCCCCACUGUGAUAAGAACGCCUCCUGAUUUUCCCCCAAGUGGUAAGUCUCUCAGGGUCCUCUACUUCUCCUUGACUAAUUACAUCAGUUUAAAGGAUCUGAUUUCAUAUUCAUUUUUAAGUAGUGCAUGUAUGUUGCAUGAAACUUUUUGGUUUUCCAUGGUAGAGGACUUGUGCACUCGCUUGGAGAAAUAUCCCUUCCUUACCCAUACCUUCCUAGAUGAAGAAGAAGACUGGGCAUAUGAUGAGGAAUGUAGCCUCUUCAAUAUGAUGGAUCAA
Darwinula stevensoni is the source of this 1865-nucleotide messenger RNA. Lineage: Eukaryota; Metazoa; Arthropoda; Ostracoda; Podocopida; Darwinulidae. The record is from the annotation of a GenBank genome assembly.